AUGGAUGGUUUUCGUGAUAUUCUGGAGGAAUUGUCUCUGGUUGAUGUCAAAACUGGAAAUGGUUGGUUCACGUGGUCUAAUAACAGGGAGGGUGCCAACCACGUUAAAGAAAGGCUGGAUAGGUUCCUGGUUUCGGAGGACUUGAUCGAAAAUUUACCUUUCAUUUCUACUAAUGUGGUUCGCCAGUCCAAGUCUGACCAUGAGGAGAUCUUGUUAAACACUCACGAUAAUAAACCGAUUGAUAAGGGGAGCGACUACAGAACUUGUUUUAAGUAUGAUGUUUGCUGGGCUAAGGAUCAGGAGGCUAGGGAUCUCAUUAGUCGGGUUUGGAAUGACAAUAAAUGUCAUACUCUGACUAAGAUGAAUAAUAUUCGGGAGAAGCUGGGUCCGUGGCAGUACCAAAAGUAUAGAAGAAUGAAGUAUAAGAUAAAUGAACUGGAAAAGAAGAUUGAUACAAUAUUUGAUGGCACUAGUAGUGAUGGUUCGUUGAAUCUCCUGAAGGAAGCUCGGGGUCAGCUGGGGCAAUUGUAUGACGAGGAAGAAAGAUACUGGGCUCAGAGGGCUCGUAACCAGUGGCUUAGAAAAGGUGAUAGGAACACUCGCUACUUUCAUGUACGGCUACGGGCCGAAAGAAGAAAAAUAGAAUCGAUAAGCUUAAAGACAAGCAAGGUCUGUGGCACAGUGACAAGAAUGAGAUUUGCCAGGUCGUAUGGAAUUAUUUCAAUGAUCUUUUCAAAACCUCAUGCCGGGGGAGGAGGUCGAUCUACACUUCGUUCUGGAAUGUAUCUCCGACAACACGAAUUGUUUCUUAAAUAG
Gossypium raimondii (Peruvian cotton) is the source of this 816-nucleotide messenger RNA. RefSeq lists its product as uncharacterized. Bases 1 to 816 code for a protein of 271 amino acids. The transcript has a single exon. The record is from RefSeq and is a predicted model, not a curated record. Lineage: Eukaryota; Viridiplantae; Streptophyta; Magnoliopsida; Malvales; Malvaceae.